This is a messenger RNA of Zerene cesonia (dogface butterfly), 1190 nucleotides long. It is a transcript of the gene DnaJ-6, whose product is annotated as dnaJ homolog subfamily B member 14-like. Bases 165 to 1190 code for a protein of 341 amino acids. The transcript is spliced from 5 exons. Gene Ontology annotation, cellular component: endoplasmic reticulum membrane. Gene Ontology annotation, biological process: cellular response to misfolded protein. NCBI's taxonomy places the organism in Eukaryota, Metazoa, Arthropoda, Insecta, Lepidoptera, Pieridae. Gene Ontology annotation, molecular function: Hsp70 protein binding. The record is from RefSeq and is a predicted model, not a curated record.
AUCUUAUUUUUACCAAGUCUGACUGAUUGUCUAUCAAUGAUUAUUUUGUAAUUUGUAAUGAUUGAUCAGAAAUAAAACAAUUAUCUACUUUAAUUUAAUUUACAGCAUCAAGAAAUAGUUUCAAAUUUCUCUAUUGCUUGUAACUGUGCUUGUGCUUUGUGAAAAUGACAAUCGAAGGGAACAAGGACGAAGCUGAAAAAUGCAUAGAGAUUGGGGAAAUAAAUUUAAAAUUCGGAAAUUAUGAAAAAGCUGAGCGUUUUUUGCUCAAGGCUGAACGAUUAUAUCCUACAGCCCGAGCUAAGAAGCUAUUGACGGUUGUUCGGGCUGCUGCCUCCUCGGGCGGAACAUCGUCGACCAAACGCACUCCACCUAGUAGCCCUGAUGCAGAUGCGAGACGUCGCAAAACGCCUACUCAUCAGCCAGCCCAAAAAGAAUAUACUGCGGAACAGUUAGAAGCAGUGCGUCGUAUUAAUACGAAAUGCAAGAAUUAUUACGAGAUACUAGGUGUGACCAAGGAGUCUACAGAUUCUGACAUCAAAAAAGCUUACAAAAAGUUAGCCUUGCAACUGCAUCCCGAUAAGAAUCAAGCACCUGGUGCCGCUGAAGCAUUUAAGGUGAUCGGCAACGCGGUGGCCGUGCUCACGGACCCGGAGAAGAGGAAGCAGUACGACCUGCGCGGCGAGGAGCCGGCGCACGCGCCGCACACCCACCACCAGUACUACGCCAGGGGCUUCGAGUCGGACCUCACCGCCGAGGAGCUGUUCAACAUGUUCUUCGGGGCCACCGCAUUCUCCGGGGGUGGUCCAACGGUGUACACCCGCAGGCGAGCCCGCGAGCCGGAGCAGAGGGACAACCACGCGGGCCUGGUGCAGCUGCUGCCGGUUCUGGUGCUGGUGCUGCUCUCGAUGAUGUCCGGGUUCUUCAUCAGCGAGCCGGUGUACAGCCUCAGUCCGAACGCCAAGUAUCCGGUGCCGAGGGAGACGGUUAAUUUGAAGGUUCCGUACUACGUUAAGGAGAAUUUCCACACCGACUACCAGGGCUCGUUGAAGCGUCUCGAAAUGGCCAUAGAAGAGGAGUAUAUAGGUAUGAUAUUAUAUAGACCACCGUCUACCACUAACAGCUUCACCCUCUUAAACGACAAUUUCGUUUUAAUCCUAAUGUUCCUGAGGAAAUAUCAACGUGAAAAGUAG